Messenger RNA from Sorex araneus (European shrew), 2000 nucleotides. RefSeq names its product transmembrane serine protease 2 (gene TMPRSS2). Lineage: Eukaryota; Metazoa; Chordata; Mammalia; Eulipotyphla; Soricidae. Gene Ontology annotation, biological process: protein autoprocessing. Bases 87 to 1577 code for a protein of 496 amino acids. The transcript is spliced from 14 exons. The record is from RefSeq and is a predicted model, not a curated record. Gene Ontology annotation, cellular component: membrane. Gene Ontology annotation, molecular function: protein binding; serine-type endopeptidase activity.
GGCGAGGAGGCAGAGGCCGGCGGGACUGGACGGGACGGGCAGCCGCGGGGGCCGCGCAGCCCUGCUGACACUCCGACCCCCGCAGGAUGGCGCUGAACCCGGGCUCGGCCCCCGACGCAGGGCCUUACUACGAGAACCGCGGCUACCAGCAUGAAGGCCUGUACCCGCCCUCGCCCCUGGUCGUCCCCAUGGCCCCCCAGGUCUACACCGUGUACCCGGCUCAGUACUACCCACCCGAGGUGCCCCAGUACGUGCCCCGGGGUGCAGCCCAAGCCUCAGCACCUGUCGUCCACGCUCGGCCCAAGGCCUCCCCGGAGACCCCGUGCUUCACAAAGACCAAGAAGGUGCUGUGUGGGGUGCUGGGCCUGGGGGUGGUGCUGGCCGGAGUCGCACUGGCUGCUGUCCUGCUGUGGAAGUUCUUGGAGGACGACUGCGCAGUGGCGGGCAUGGAGUGCGGCUCCUCCAAGAUCUGUGUCAGCCCCUCGCACUGGUGCGACGGGGUCCUGCACUGUCCGCAAGGGGAGGACGAGAACCGCUGCGCCCGCCUCUAUGGACCCAACUUCAUCCUCCAGGUGUACUCGGCGCAGAGCGGGUCCUGGUCCCCCGUGUGCCAGGAGGACUGGACCGACAGCUACGGGCGGGCCGCGUGCCAAGACAUGGGCUACCGGGGCAGCUUUUACUCCAGCCGAGGAGUCGUGGAUGACAGCGGGGCCACCAGGUUCUUGAAACUGAACAAGAGCGCCGGCAAUGUGGACCUCUACAAGAAGCUCUACCCCAGCGAUGCCUGCGUGCUGAAGAUGGUGGUCUCCCUGCGCUGCAUCGAGUGCGGGGUCCCGGGCCCCGCGCCCGGCCGGCAGGCGCGCAUCGUGGGCGGCAGCGUGGCGCGCAUGGAGGACUGGCCGUGGCAGGUGAGCCUGCAGGUGCAGGGCACCCACGUCUGCGGCGGCUCCGUCAUCACCCCCGAGUGGAUCGUCACGGCCGCCCACUGCCUGGAGAAGCCUCUGAACAACCCGCGGUACUGGACGGCCUUCGCGGGCAUCCAGAGCCAGUCCCGCAUGCUGUACGGGAGCGGCCACCGCGUGGCCAAGGUCAUCCCGCACCCCAGCUACGACGCCACCACCAAGAACAACGACAUCGCGCUCAUGAAGCUGCAGACGCCCCUGGCCCUCAGCGACAGGGUGAAGCCCGUGUGCCUGCCCAACCCCGGCCUGGAGCUGCAGCCCGCGCAGGUCUGCUGGAUAUCGGGCUGGGGCGCCACCUCGGAGAAAGGGAAGACGUCGGACCUGCUCAACGCUGCCGAGGUGCGGCUCAUCGAGGCCCGGCGCUGCAACAGCCGCCACGUCUACAACGGCCUGGUCACGCCCGCCAUGCUCUGUGCCGGCUACCUGCAGGGCCAGGUGGACUCCUGCCAGGGGGACAGCGGGGGCCCCUUGGUCACUCUGAAGAACGGCGUCUGGUGGCUGGUCGGGGACACGAGCUGGGGCUCGGGCUGCGCCAACGUGAACCGGCCGGGCGUGUACGGGAACGUGUCCGUGUUCACCGACUGGAUCUACCGGCAGAUGCGGGCCAACGGCUAAGCGGACUCGGCAGCACCCGGAGCCGCAGCUGACCCGUCCAGCUGGGACUCGCGGACACUCAGAGGAGCCUGUAGGGGCUCUGCCCGCCGGCCGUGCCCACUCCUCUCCGCCACGCUGCCCGGCCUGGGGCCUCUACCCGAGGCCCCGGGCACUGGUGACCUCUCAGCUGCUGGACAACAGUGCUGGAGCCGGGGCAGGGCCUGUGCCCCUCCCGGCCGCUCAGGGGGAAAUCAGGGAUUCGAAUCAGGUUCUCGUUGCUGCGCCCACACCUACCUCAGCCUGCCUGGCCUCGCGGCCGGGGGCCUCUGAGCGGGGCGUCCACGCGCCCCGGCCCAGCCACAGAGACCGGCUUCUCGGGAAUGUUCUGGAAGCGAGCGGCUGCAGCACGGAGGGCCAAGGGGAGCCGGGCUCCCGGACAGUGGC